ACUCAUCAGUCACAUGUCAAAGAAAAAGAAAAAUUGUUUGGAUUUAACAGAUCAGUUUAAUUUAUAGAAAUUUUUAUUUUAAACAUAUGUAUUUUAUAUAUCUUUUACAAAUAAGAGAUUAUCAACGCUGCGUUUACACGUAAAUAAUAGGUAGUAGCCCCCAUGGUUAAACAAUAUGAGUCAAGAUCCAAGCGGUUCUUCCCGGCCGAGUCCAAGCAUUAUGAUUCCCGAAUCGCCUGGGAGCCCAAACUUAUUAUAUCCUCCAUCUCCAGACAACCAAGACAUUCCUCCACCAGCUCAAGACUCUGAAACUAACACCCAACAAGCCAAUGAGGACAGUAAUGACUCGUCAACAACCAAUUAUCAUGCUCCCGUCUGGAGACGCGGGCAAGACUUGGAUGAUAAUUCGAGUUCGGCACAACCUCAAAGUUCUACGAAUGAUGACAGCAAUGCCAGCACCGCCAUACAAUCCACUAACGAAGAAUCAACCAGUCUUAUGUCGUUUCCUGAAGCACAUGUCAGGGAAGCCGAAAGUCUUAUUGAAGAACCGCCAGCGAAGAUUCGAAAAGUUUCCUCCCCCAAUAAGUCGGUUGAGUUGGAUGGUGAAACUUGUCCAAUAUGUUUAGAUUCUUGGGGGAAUACCGGUGACCAUAGAUUGGUUGCACUAAAAUGUGGACAUUUGUUCGGUUCGAGUUGUGUCGAACGAUGGUUGAAAGCGCAAUCGACUAAGGAGAGAGCUUGCCCUACGUGUAAGAGUAAAGCGCAUAUGAGAGAUAUCAGGCAUAUUUACGCUAGAAGAUUAGUAGCUGCAGACACAUCACAAAUCACAGCGCUACAAAAGCAGAUCGAUAUACUUCAAUCUGAAAAGACUAGAACAGAAUUGGAGCUUCAAAAAUCUAGAAUAGGUCACAGAGCGUGCAUGCUACAGCUGGACGUGUUACGCAGCUCAUUAUUUAAGUCACAAGUGACCAAAGAGCAACCAGUGCGCAAAUCAUGGAGGUUCGCGUUAGAAAAGAAUUUGGAGAUUUGCAAAGACGGCGGUUGUAGAGUUCUGACGUACAACUGCAGAACGUACGAGCUUUACGUGUCACAGAAGAGCACUAACUAUUUGUUUCCUGGCUACGGGAUAAGGAAAGUUAGUUGUGUUGAUUACAAGUUGGGGCAAUUCGUGCAUCUUCAUCCUAAGCCUAUCAGGGACAUUACGUAUUCUCAACCGAGAGACUUGUUGCUGAGCGUCGGUCUAGAUAGUACCGCGAGAAUAGUUGAACGCGGAAUCCCGAGCAUUACUGUUCAGUGCGGGUUCCCUCUGUGGUCAUGCUCAUGGGACCACAUGAGGAGCAACGAGUUUUACGUCGGUGGAGUUGGUGGCGUGAUACACCAGUACGACGUUAGAAAUUCCAGUAAUUACAUUCAGAGACUGUCUAAUCCUAGCGACGUAUCGCCAGUCGUAUCGUUAUGUUCUACGGAAUACGGUUUACUGUCGUGCCAAUUAAAUUCUUGCUGGUUGUGGGUAGCUAAUAUGCGGCAAUGGGAACCGCGGGCGUUGCCUAUCGAAGGGCCUUUCAUGUCUUUAUGUUAUGACAACGAAUCUCAUAGAGCUUUGAUAUCAUGUAGGCCUGGUACUAAUGGGGAAAGGUCUAGAUUAACAUUGUGUAAAUUAAAACCGAGUGUUCCGAGUGGAGAAGUGCUAUUUGAUGUCGAGCAGAGUUUUAAUGGGUCUGCGAGGUCUUCAUUGAUGUCUAGAGCUACAUGGGUCAGAGCUCCGGGCGCCUCCUGGAUAGCAGCACAUUCUGAAAGUGAAUCCACUUUAUUUCUUCACGGUUUGGAUGGAGCGAGGACCAUGUCGCUCCCUGCUGCUGAACCAGCUCUGGACGUGUGUUCGGUACAACUGAAUGGGGAUACUCUGGUGUCUGCGCUAUCGGAAUCUCGACUCAGAUUAUACAAAGCUGUGCCAACGACCUCAUGAUAUUAGGUUGAGGUUGAAUGUGUCUGCAAUGGACUUGUGUUUAAAACUAUUUUGACAAACUGUGUUAUAUAACUUUGUAUUUAAGUAUGUGCGCCGUUGAAUUGUAUAAUUUAUGUAGGGCGUUAACGGCGCUGUCGACUUAGGCGAGACUUCCACUUUUCACCACAUAAUUUAUUUUUCACAUAUUUAUACUAUUUUGAUGAAACCAGGAACUUGAAACUCGAUUUUGGUGGUCUUAUGUAAGAAGAGCCCGUAAAUCGUCUUAUAAACAGAACAUGCUUUGGAUUAAACAUCAUUUAAAUCUCGUACAGGUGACUGAAUUGUAUUAAAACAUGGUAACUUCUAUGGAAACAAUAGAUAUGACAUGUUUUUGCAAAAUUGAGUAAUAAUUUAUAAUUUGUGGAUUAAACAAAAACCGAAACGCGGGUCGCCAUGAUGGAGCAUCGAUGACGUCACAUUUUAAUAUACCAGACGUCAAUGUCUCUAUUUUUUUUUUGUAAUAAAACUUCACAACCUGUUGUGCAAUUGUACGUACAGUAAAAAUUAUUGAAAUGGAAUGUCACGUUGAAAUGGACUUGCUUGAUUUCGCGGGCAUUUCUAUUUGAAAUGUGUUUUUCUUUAUUUAAUAGCAUAUUUUGAGAAAAAUUAAUCUGAUAGUGGUUUGAUAUGUGAAAAUUUUAAAACACUUAUCCCACAACAGUCAAGAAGUCCAUUAUGAUGAGUGAGUGGUGUUGUUUGUGAAUUGGAUAUUAAUUAAACGAUUG
Molecule: messenger RNA, 2730 nt
Organism: Diatraea saccharalis (sugarcane borer)
Lineage: Eukaryota; Metazoa; Arthropoda; Insecta; Lepidoptera; Crambidae
Source: the annotation of a GenBank genome assembly